GCUUGAGUUUUGUAACUUUUUAUUGGAUUUAGAUGGGGUUUGAUCUUUUUUUUGUUACUGCAGUAAAUGUCUUUCGUUGGUGUUAUUGUUUCUGAUCAAUGGCUACAAAGUCAAUUCACUCAAGUGGAGCUUCGUAGCCUCAAAUCCAAAUUUAUUUCAGUUAAGAAUCAGAAUGGAAAAGUUACAAUUGGGGACUUACCGCCUAUGAUGGCGAAAUUAAAGGCUUUCAAAGAGAUGUUUAAUGAGGAAGAGAUCCGGAAUAUCUUGGGUGAAUCAGGUUCCGAUGCCAAUGAUGAGAUUGAUUUCGAAAGCUUCCUUAGAACAUACUUGAAUCUGCAAGCUCGAGCUGCCCCAAAAGUAGGCAGUUCUAAAGAUUCGUCGUCUUCCUUCCUGAAGAACUCCACAACUACACUUCUUCACACGAUAAGUGAAUCAGAGAAAGCAUCGUAUGUUGCUCAUAUAAACAGCUAUCUAAGAGAUGAUCCGUUCUUAAAGCAAUUUCUUCCAAUAGAUCCAGCUUCGAAUGCUUUGUUUGAUUUGGCAAAAGAUGGAGUUCUUUUAUGUAAGCUGAUCAAUGUAGCUGUACCUGGCACAAUAGAUGAGCGUGCUAUUAACAUGAAACGAGUGAUAAACCCAUGGGAGAGAAAUGAGAAUCACACCCUUUGCCUCAAUUCUGCAAAGGCGAUUGGCUGUACUGUUGUAAAUAUUGGCACUCAGGACCUGGUUGAAGGACGACCUCACCUAGUACUUGGGCUGAUUUCUCAAAUCAUAAAGAUCCAACUAUUGGCAGAUCUCAACCUCCGGAAGACCCCUCAGCUUGUGGAACUUGUGGAAGACAGCAAUGAUGUCGAGGAGCUCAUGGGAUUAGCACCAGAAAAGCUCUUACUAAAAUGGAUGAAUUUUCAUCUCAAGAAAGCUGGCUACCAGAAAACUGUAGCAAAUUUUUCUUCUGACUUGAAGGAUGGGGAGGCCUAUGCUUACCUGCUUAAUGUUCUUGCACCAGAGCACUGCAGCCCAGCAACGUUGGAUGUCAAGGAUCCCACUGAGAGAGCUAACUUAGUUCUUGAACAUGCAGAGAAAAUGGAUUGCAAAAGAUACCUAGAUCCGAAGGACAUAGUUGAAGGCUCAUCCAAUUUGAAUCUUGCUUUUGUUGCACAGAUAUUCCAUCAGAGGAGUGGAUUGUCUACUGACAGCAAGAAGGUAUCCUUUGCAGAGAUGAUGACAGAUGACGAGCUAAUUUCCAGAGAGGAGAGAUGCUUCCGAUUAUGGAUUAAUAGUCUCGGGAUAAACUCUUAUGUCAAUAAUUUGUUUGAAGAUGUAAGAAAUGGAUGGGUACUUUUGGAGGUGUUGGACAAAGUUUCUCCAGGAUCCGUUAAUUGGAAGCACGCGACAAAACCUCCAAUAAAAAUGCCAUUUAGGAAAGUUGAAAACUGCAACCAAGUUGUCAGGAUUGGGAAGCAGUUGAAACUUUCCCUUGUAAAUGUGGGAGGAAACGAUUUUGUCCAAGGGAAUAAGAAGCUUAUACUUGCUUUCUUGUGGCAGUUGAUGAGGUUUAAUAUGCUUCAGCUUUUGAAGAACUUGAGAUCGCGUUUCCGAGGGAAGGAGAUCACUGAUGUUGAUAUUCUCGUUUGGGCAAAUAAAAAAGUGAAAAACACCGGAAGAACAUCUAAAAUGGAGAGUUUUAAGGAUAAGAGCCUUUCAAGUGGAUUAUUCUUUCUCGAGCUUCUCAGUGCUGUGGAGCCAAGGGUUGUUAAUUGGAAUCUUGUCACCAAGGGUGAAAGUGAUGAACAAAAGAAGUUGAAUGCUACUUAUAUCAUCAGUGUCGCACGGAAACUUGGGUGUUCUAUCUUUCUGUUGCCUGAGGAUAUCAUGGAGGUUAACCAAAAGAUGAUCCUUACUCUCACUGCCAGCAUCAUGUACUGGAGCCUUCAGCAGACAUCAGACGAAGCAGAAUCUCCUGGUAGUACUGUUGCAUCUGAUGCAUCACCACCAAGAUCUACGAAUGGCUCUAUGUCCCCCUUGAUUGCUGCUUCUCCUGAUGCUUCCCCUGCACCCUCAAUUAGUGGAGAAGCAUCAUCGGCUACUCCUGAUGCAUCUCCAGCACCAUCUGUAAACGGAGAUGAUGAAACCCAACUUAUUGCUGACGUACCAAAGUUGGAGUUGCCUGCUGACGAUGCACCAGCUGAUACUGCUGAAGUGUCAAAGUUGAAGUGGGCUGCUGAAGAUGCAGCAUCUGAUACUGCUGAAGUGGCAAAGUCGAAGGUGGCUGCUGACAAUGCACCAUCUGAUACUACUGAAGUGGUAAAAUUGGAAUUGGCUGCUGAGGAUGCACCAUCUGAUACUGCUGACGUGUCAAAGUUGAAGCUGGCUGCUGACGAUGCACCAUCUGAUACUGCUGACGUGUCAAAGUCGAAGCUGGCUGCUGACGAUGCACCAUCUGAUACUGCUAAAGUGGCAAAGUCGAAGUUGGCUGCUGACGAUGCACCAUCUGAUACUACUGAAGUGUCAAAAUUGGAGUUGGCUGCUGACGAUGCACCAUCUGAUACGUUAGCAUCUUCAGUGCAGUUUGAAAAUGCAGAGAUACCAUCGGAUGUGCCCUUAUCCCCCCAACUUGAGGAUAUACAACAGAAUGGCCUCUCAAAUGAAGGUACAAAACCAGAUAAUGAACAAUAGUUGGAUGUUUUUUGUCUUUACAGCUACAAGGGAUGAAUAAUAAGCAAGGGGAGAAAGCAAGAACAUACGGAACAUAAACGAAGAGGAAAUGUGUUUUUAGAUGAAUGAUAGUGUAGUGCGAAAUUCGUUUAGAUACAAAUAUAGAUACAAGUACACAAUGUUAUCAACUCAGGACGAUAGUACACGCCUCUGAAAGCCUCAACUGUACUUUAUUCAAUUUUGUUUCCUAUUUUAUAUAGUUUUUUUCAAUUUGAAUGUAAGUAGAGUUUGGUUCAUUAGAUGUAUGAUUUAGUUUUUUGAAAUAUUCCCAAUGAUUCAUACACAUAACGCAGACUAUCCUGAA
Lycium ferocissimum is the source of this 3016-nucleotide messenger RNA. RefSeq names its product fimbrin-1-like. Gene Ontology annotation, cellular component: actin filament bundle; actin filament; cytoplasm. The transcript has 14 exons. Gene Ontology annotation, molecular function: actin filament binding. The coding region runs from base 67 to 2673 and encodes 868 amino acids. Gene Ontology annotation, biological process: actin filament bundle assembly; actin filament network formation. NCBI's taxonomy places the organism in Eukaryota, Viridiplantae, Streptophyta, Magnoliopsida, Solanales, Solanaceae. The record is from RefSeq and is a predicted model, not a curated record.